Meyerozyma guilliermondii ATCC 6260 is the source of this 2214-nucleotide messenger RNA. RefSeq names its product Zn(II)2Cys6 transcription factor. The record is from RefSeq and is a predicted model, not a curated record. Gene Ontology annotation, molecular function: DNA-binding transcription factor activity, RNA polymerase II-specific; sequence-specific DNA binding; zinc ion binding. The coding region runs from base 1 to 2214 and encodes 737 amino acids. NCBI's taxonomy places the organism in Eukaryota, Fungi, Ascomycota, Pichiomycetes, Serinales, Debaryomycetaceae. The transcript has a single exon. Gene Ontology annotation, biological process: DNA-templated transcription; positive regulation of transcription by RNA polymerase II.
AUGACUUACAACCAACUAAAGUUUAGAGUGGAAUUACCCGAGGGUGAAGGUUUCCACCAAAUCGACCAAAAUCCUCACAAAGACAAUAGUACUCGAUCCGGUAUCUCCAAAAAGCGGUCGGGAGGAAAGCACCAGAUGGCUGCUUGCUCAGCUUGCAAGAAAAAAAGAAAAAAAUGUGACGGAAAGUAUCCGGUUUGCAGCGGUUGCGACAACUCCGGAACGGAAUGUACGAUUUACGAUAUCACCACCAGUCGUAUAAUUCCCAGAAACUACAUCGAGACUCUCGAGGGAAAGCUAGCUGAGCUAGCUGAUAAGCUCCAGCAUUCAAAGGCGACAAUUGAGAAAUUGGAAGGACUUUUACAACACAAUGAAAUUUCUGAAGGUUCUCCACAGUCCUGUGAGCUCCCUAUGCCUCCGACAUUGAUCCACAAGAACCAAGACUACAACCAACAUAAUCAAAAAUACAAAAACUUGGAGUCAGAAAUAGGGUAUAUUACCCUUGGUGUUGGGGCUGAAUCGAGAUUUAUGGGUGAUACUAGUGCCUUUUCCAUUGCUAAAGCUAUUACAAAUUCCAUUGAUUACUACAAGAAAGAAAGCCGAACCGCAAGUCUGUUCACAUUCAACGGUAUAUCUACUCCUCCAGAACCAGAAGAAUUUGAGCCUCCAUUUACCAAGCCAUCUUUCAAAGCAGCCCAGCUAUUCUUGAGCAGCUAUAAAGUAAUAGUGCAAUGCCAGUAUCCUUUCUUGGAAUGGAAGUGGGUUGAAAAGUGCUUUCAAAGAGUUAUGGAAAAUGACUCAGAAGACCCAGAAGAGAUGUUUUUCAUCUACAUGAUCUUUGCUAUCGGAGCCCAAUUGUCCUCGAACAACAGCCGGUUCUCAACCCUAGCAUAUGUCAAGGUCUACUAUAACAAAGCGAUGGAGUUUAUUGGGCCAAUAAUCGAGGUGAAUACCAUCAGAACCGUCCAAGCAUAUUUAAUGAUAUCGGCAUUUUCACAAAAAAUGCCCGAUGGUUCUUCCAUAUGGCAAUCCACUGGUUUGGCGAUUCGAACCGCCGUGGCUUUGGGGCUCCAUAGACAGCCCUACCGUAAUAAGGAGGACCAAAAGUUGGCCGAAGAAGCUAGAGCAAAUCUCCAAUUACGCUACAGAAUCUUCUGGUGUGCCUAUGGUAUGGAAAGAAUCAAUGGCAUUGUAUUGGGAAGACCGUUUGGAAUUUCUGACGUUGAUAUUGAUGCGUUGAUGCCGACGGAAAGUCCAGAAAUAGCAGUAGCUUGUCAUGUUUUCAAACUACGAAGAAUCCAGUCGAGUAUCUGCACCUUUGUCUACAAGCCAGUGGCUAUCAUGGAUUCUUUCGAAGAGAUAGACACCACCAGGGUCCAAAUUGUGCUCGAAUUGAACGAGUGGAUGACAACUUUUCCAGCAAAAGCUCAGCCUAUUUCCAUCUUUGAAACGAAUAACUGGUCGCAGAUUUCGUACCACAACUCCAUGGUGCUUCUUUUGCGGCCGGUAGUGCUCGAAGUCUCCAAACUAAGAGAACACUCUAAUCCAAGGUUACUAGAAUGGUUCAAGGUGUUCACACAAUCUGCCUCUGCCAUUUGUAUGAACUAUAAGGAUCUCCACUCCAAGGGAAAACUUGGAUAUACCUGGCUAGCAAUGCACUGUGUUUUCGUUGCUGGAUUAUCUUUUUUAUAUUGUUUGUGGAUUGACACCACUGUGAAGGUUUUGGAGUGGAAAAGAAGACGACUAAUUUACGACACAGUUUCGGCGUGUUCCAGUUCACUUUAUGUUCUCGCUGAACGUUUUCCUACUGCUUCGGUGUUCCGAGACACUUAUGAAAGAAUUGCCAAUACAGUCUUGACCAAAGUGGAGGAUGCAAAAAAAGAUACACCCGUCAAGUCCACGGCUCAGGGUGACUUUACAAUGGGGGUUUUGGACGAGGGAAGCAUUGGCAUCGAUCAGUAUCUAGGCUAUGAAGCAGAUUUGAAAGCACAGCUCCAGAGUGAUGCUUCCAUGACAAACACACAAAGAGUCACUAAUUCAAAGAGUCCAAUGAGCUCGGAUUUUGUGUAUGGAAUUGGAGACGGAAAGUAUAAUUAUAACGGCGACGGUUCCAUGUGGGAGUUUUUGGAUAACACUGGAGACAAGUUUCUUCGGGAUAUCUACUAUGACAUGGAGAAUAACUUUGCUGAAGACAGACAUGAACGCGAGGCAGGCUAA